Molecule: messenger RNA, 2228 nt
Organism: Aphidius gifuensis
Lineage: Eukaryota; Metazoa; Arthropoda; Insecta; Hymenoptera; Braconidae
Exons: 4
Coding region: 652-1983 (443 amino acids)
Biological process (GO): SCF-dependent proteasomal ubiquitin-dependent protein catabolic process
Cellular component (GO): SCF ubiquitin ligase complex
Molecular function (GO): protein binding
Source: RefSeq, a predicted model, not a curated record
UUUUUUUUUUUUUAUAUUUUUUUUUUUUUACAAUUAACAAGAAAAAUAACAAAAAAAUAGAAAAAAAUAAAUUUUAUAGAAUUUAUUAAUUUGCAAGUAUUGCUGGAAUAUAUUUGAGAAACAUUAUUAAUUAAAUUUUUGAUUAUUAUUAUUUUCUUUUUUAAAUAUUGAAAAAUUAAUUAUCAUCAAUAUAUUUUUUAAAUGAAUUAUUACAAGUUUAAAUAUAUAAUGAACUUUCAAAUUAUUAAGAAAAAAAUUUGAUGUACAAUAUAUGACUUAAAUAUUAUUUAUUUAUUAUUUAUAUAUACUUAUAAUAAAUAAUAAUAUAUAUUUUUUUUUUAAACAUCAGAGCUUUAACAGUAUAUAGUAAAGUACAGGAGAAUCACGUUUUGAGUUGGUUAUAUUUUAAUUACACAACAUUUUAAUUUUAUCAAAGAUGGCAAAGAUGAGCAAAGAUGAGUGAGAUCAAAACAUUAUUGAUUAAAAUUUGGCCAAUCCUUAUCUUUGGUUAUGUUUGGUAAAAAACAUAGAGCUUAAAAAUCUUUUGAUAUUUUUUAAUAUAAUAUUAAUAUAUAUAAAAACAAAAAAAAGUAUUAAACCAUAACUUGAUUAAUUAGUGGAUACUUAAUUAUUAAUUUAAUCAAAUAUAUAAUGUGUUACUCUACAAGAGCAUGUAAGUGUAAAAAAUCUAUGGUUACGAAUUCAACUUCAAGACGUGCAUUUAAUAAAAAGAAAAAUAAGCAUUAUGAUGAUGACCAUGAUGACACAGAAAAUUCGAUGAUUGAUAUUGUUAAUGAUGAUUGCCUGGCUCAAAUAUUCAUGUAUCUGGCAGCAUGUGAAAGACCUAAAAUUGCUUUGGUAUGUAAAAAAUGGAAAGAAGCCCUUAAUUAUUCUUGGCAUAAUAUUAAAAAACUUGAUCUAAUUCAUUGGGAAUAUGAGUGUCCAACUUACUCAUACAAAUAUCAUAAAAUCAAUGGACAAUUAAGGUUUUUGAGAUCACUGCUUGAUAAUUGUGGUCGUUAUAUAAAAGAAUUAGAUGUGACAUCCUAUGGUCAUUAUAACAUAGUGCCAGUUAUUAAUGAAUCUUGUCCAAGCCUUGUAAAACUUCGGUUGAGAUUCAAGGAUGCUGAACCAAGAUCAUUAGUUAAUGCAUUUUCACGUCUAUCUAAAUUGAAGGUAUUAAAAAUUAUAUUUCAACAUAUUAAUAAUAAUGGAUAUAUACCUGUUGCUUUAAUCAAUUUAUUGCAAAGCGUUGCUCAUACAUUAACUGAACUGACUCUGUCAAAUUGGAACAGAGAAAAUUUUUAUGAAAGCUGGAGAAUUUCAAAAACAUUCAUUCGCGUGUUUCUUAAACUAAAAGCCUUGAAAUCAAUUGAAACUGAUGGCAUAUUCAUUGAUACUGACUCACACAUGUAUCUGAAACAACUUGGAAUAGUAGUCAUCAGUCACGAUAGUCAGUGGCUUAACCACAUUAACGAGAAAUUUCUGUAUAAAAAUACUAAAAAACUAAACUUAACGGAUUACCAAGCUACAGAUGAUUGUUUAUAUACUAUAGUCAAUUGCAUGAAGAAAUUACGAGAACUUACGAUUAUUUGUGAACUGGUAACCGAUGUUGGUAUAGUAGCUAUUUCAAAGAUUAAUACACUGAAAUAUCUUGAUCUUCGUGGGCCUGGUCAUGUCACUGACUCUUCAGUUGGAUUACUUAAAAAUUUAAAAUAUUUACAUUUACCAUACUGCAAUAAAAUUACUGAUGUUUCAGUCACAAAAAUUCUUGAAAAUUCACCAACAAUGAUCAGUUUUUACAUGAUAGGAUCAGCUGUAACUUUUGAAUUUGUGGAAAAAGCAAGAGAAGUAGCAGCGAAUCGUAAAAUAUAUUUGGAAUUAGGUCUUACAUAUUCAUCUGGUAUAAGAAAAUAUGAAUCGCAAUAUUUGCGCCAAAUUCUAUUUGAUUCAUCAAUAAAAAUUGUGUAUUGGUCGCAAUGAGAAUGACAAAUGCUAAAUUUAAUGUUAUAAUAUUAUCUACAACAAAUCGAUAUCUCAAAAGAUAAAAAAUAAUUUUUCCUUAAUUUUUUUUGGUAUCUGAAUAAUACAUAAGUAAGUAUAUUAUAAAAUUAAAAAAAAAAAAAUUCAUUUCUCGUGAAUAAAUGUUUGAUACGUUUAUUAUUUUUAAGUGUAAGGUAAUACACAUAAAUAAAUUAAAAAAAUUAUAAUCUUGAAAAACCAAAAAU